AUGCUUUCAUCUAGCGGCGGGAAUACCGGCGUGUCACACAAUGGUGCUGCUCCUACCGCGCCGCCGCCGCGGUGGCAGCUGUUGGACGUGUCUCGCUCGCUCUCCGCGCUCAGAUCCGCGCGCGAAACGACCGUCGCGGAGCUAAGUCGCGCGAAGCCGCAUCCUGCUGACGAUCGACAAGUCGAUCAACUCUCCGCGCUCAGAUACGCGCGCAAAACGACGGCCGCGGAGCAAAGUCACGCGAUGCCGCCUGCUGAUGGUGCCAGAGGCACCAGCAGCAGCAGCGGCGGUGGUGGUGGUGGUGGUUCCAGCAGCAAAGGCAUCAACUCAAUGGUUGAGGCGCCAGCUCCCCAGAAGCUGGUGGUGGUGAGAGGUCCAGGGAUUGUGCAAGCACUGGGGCUGGGGCAUCAUGGCUGGGGGAGGCCUGCCUUCCAUGCGCCAAUCCUGCAACGAUUCGGCCUUGAGUGGCGGCCCGAUCCCCGUGGUCUUCCCCUGCUGCCAGACCAUGGCGGGCAGCAGCUGUGUGCGAUCGUGGCGAAGACUGACACGAUUCUGCAGACAAAGCUCCGGUAUGGCUGUGUCACUGGACCAGAUGGUUACGGCAUCCUUUUCCCGAAAUCUGUGCGCCUGCGCACGGAUGAAAGGGUGCUGCCUAUCAAUCAAGAGAUGACAGCUGUCGGCCCUGUAAGAUUUGAAUCCGACGGUUGA
Molecule: messenger RNA, 708 nt
Organism: Closterium sp. Yama58-4
Lineage: Eukaryota; Viridiplantae; Streptophyta; Zygnematophyceae; Desmidiales; Closteriaceae
Source: the annotation of a GenBank genome assembly